Messenger RNA from Trichomonas vaginalis G3, 366 nucleotides. RefSeq lists its product as uncharacterized. Lineage: Eukaryota; Parabasalia; Trichomonadida; Trichomonadidae. The transcript has a single exon. The coding region runs from base 1 to 366 and encodes 121 amino acids. The record is from RefSeq and is a predicted model, not a curated record.
AUGUUACUCCAUUUAGUACACCACAUUCAACAGGACAUGUUACACCACAUUCAACAGGACAUAUUACACCACAUUCAACAGCACACAAAACUCCAUUUAGUACAGUUCAUUCAACACCGCAUAGUACAGGCCAUUCAACACCUCAUUCCACACCACAUUCUACAGGACAUGUUACUCCAUUUAGUACAGUUCAUUCAACACCGCAUAGUACAGGCCAUUCAACACCUCAUUCCACACCACACUCAACAGGACAUGUUACACCUCAUUCCACACCACAUUCAACAGGACAUGUUACACCUCAUUCCACACCACAUUCAACAGGACAUGUUACACCUCAUUCAACACCAUUUAGUACAGCUUUUUUGA